AUGGCGGGCUGCGCGGCGCGGGCUCCGCCGGGCUCCGAGGCGCGGCUCAGCCUGGCCGCCUUCCUGCUGGGCGCCUCGGUGCUGGCGCUGCCGCUGCUCACGCGCGCCGGCCUGCAGGGCCGCACGGCGCUGGCGCUCUACGUGGCCGGGCUCAACGCGCUGCUGCUGCUGCUCUACCGGCCGCCGCGCUACCAGAUCGCUGUGCGAGCCUGCUUCCUGGGCUUCGUGUUCGGCUGCGGGGUGCUGCUGAGCUUCAGCCAGUCUUCUUGGGAUCACUUUGGCUGGUACAUGUGCUCGCUGUCCCUGUUCCACUAUUCUGAGUACCUGGUCACGGCGGUCAACAAUCCCAAGAGCCUGUCCCUGGACUCCUUCCUGCUGAACCACAGCCUGGAGUACACCGUGGCGGCCCUGUCCUCGUGGGUCGAGUUCACCCUGGAGAACCUGCUCUGGCCAGAACUGAAGCAGGUCACCUGGCUCAGUGCCAUGGGCCUGCUGAUGGUGGUCUUCGGAGAAUGCCUGAGGAAAGCAGCGAUGUUUACGGCUGGUUCCAACUUCAACCACGUGGUGCAGAAUGAAAAAUCAGAAACGCACACGCUGGUGACGAGCGGAGUGUACGCCUGGUUCCGGCACCCUUCUUACGUGGGCUGGUUUUACUGGAGUAUCGGAACCCAGGUAAUGCUGUGCAACCCCAUCUGCGGCGUGGGCUACGCGCUGACCGUGUGGCGGUUCUUCCGCGACCGGACGGAGGAGGAGGAGAUCUCGCUGAUCCACUUCUUCGGCGAGGAGUACCUGGAGUACAAGAAGCGGGUGCCCACGGGCCUGCCCUUCAUCAAGGGGGUCAAGGUGGAGCUAUGA
This is a messenger RNA of Pipistrellus nathusii (Nathusius's pipistrelle), 855 nucleotides long. The record is from the annotation of a GenBank genome assembly. NCBI's taxonomy places the organism in Eukaryota, Metazoa, Chordata, Mammalia, Chiroptera, Vespertilionidae.